Ascoidea rubescens DSM 1968 is the source of this 816-nucleotide messenger RNA. RefSeq names its product ER membrane complex subunit EMC3 (gene EMC3). Bases 1 to 816 code for a protein of 271 amino acids. The transcript is spliced from 2 exons. Gene Ontology annotation, cellular component: EMC complex; membrane. The record is from RefSeq and is a predicted model, not a curated record. NCBI's taxonomy places the organism in Eukaryota, Fungi, Ascomycota, Saccharomycetes, Ascoideales, Ascoideaceae. Gene Ontology annotation, biological process: protein folding in endoplasmic reticulum.
AUGACACCAGAGCUAGUUCUUGAUCCCCAGUUGAAGUAUUGGGUGAUUCUCCCCAUCUCAUUUGUUAUGGUGAUGUUUGGUAUUCUACGUCGGUAUAUUCAGGUCUUGAUAAUGGCUGACAGCGGUGGGAAUGAAUUGGUUAAAUUGAAGCAAAAAACGUUGAUUGGCAAGUGCAGAGCAUUUAGAAAGAAUUGCUUUAAUUUGAAUAGUGAGAGCUUUAAGAGAAGACAGGAGAUUUUGUUUAAAUUGUUGGAUGAAUAUAUCAAAGAAGAGGACAAUAGGGAGAAAAUGAAAGGGAGUGAAAGCCAAAUGUCCAAUCCAUUAUUUGAGCCAGGAGGACUUGAUUCUAUGAUGAAUAUAAUGAAGGGGAAUCUAGCAAAUUAUAUUCCGCAAACGGUUAUAAUGGGAUGGGUUAACUACUUUUUUGAAGGAUUUAUUGUUAUGAAAUUGCCAUUCCCAUUGACCAAUCGAUUCAAGACCAUGUUGCAAAAUGGGAUUAGAACAAGAGAUUUGGAUGUUAAGUGGGUUUCAUCUAUUUCGUGGUAUUAUGUCAAUUUGCUAGGGUUACGAUCUGUUUAUAAUUUGUUGUUAAACGAUUCCAAUAUCGGUGAUGAAAUGUUGAUGGCCGGUAAUAUCAGUUUCGGCGGAAAUAACAAAACCGGUAAUAAUAAUAAUGGCCAACAAUUGCAAUUGCAACCUGGUGGUCCAUCUAUGAAAAAGUUGAUGGAAAACGAAAUAGAAAACAUUAAGAUUAUUCAGUAUCAAUUUGACUUAAACGAUAUUGAAAAAAGAGUUUUAGAAUACUAUGAUUGCUAG